Messenger RNA from Sabethes cyaneus, 743 nucleotides. RefSeq names its product ATP synthase subunit delta, mitochondrial (gene ATPsyndelta). Gene Ontology annotation, molecular function: proton-transporting ATP synthase activity, rotational mechanism. Gene Ontology annotation, biological process: proton motive force-driven ATP synthesis. NCBI's taxonomy places the organism in Eukaryota, Metazoa, Arthropoda, Insecta, Diptera, Culicidae. The record is from RefSeq and is a predicted model, not a curated record. Bases 82 to 567 code for a protein of 161 amino acids. The transcript is spliced from 3 exons.
UUUGACAGCUUACAGCUUGCGGCGGACAUUCUUCGUGGUUGCAUAUAAAUUUUGCACAGUUUCUCGCAUUAAAUCUCAAAGAUGUCUUUCGCCCUGAGAAGCACUGCUCGCUUGGUCAGCUCGGUCCGGCCAGCCCUACGAACAAUGCCGGCUCGCGGAUAUGCUGACGAAAUGGCAUUCACACUGGCUGCUGCUAACAAAGUUUUCUACGAUUCUGCCCACAUCCGGCAGGUGGACGUUCCCUCAUUCAGCGGAGCCUUCGGUAUCCUGCCUAAGCACGUUCCAACUCUCGCCGUCCUUAAGCCAGGAGUGGUUACCGUGUACGAACAGGAUGGUGGCGUGAAGAAAGUGUUCGUUUCCAGCGGAACCAUCACGGUGAACGAGGACUCGUCGGUUCAGGUGCUGGCCGAAGAAGCCCACCCCGUCGAGGAUCUGGAUGCCGGUGCCUGCCGGGAGAUUCUUUCGAACGCCCAGAGCAAACUGUCGUCCGCCUCGACCGAAGUGGAACGUGCCGAAGCGGGAAUCGCUGUCGAGGUGGCCGAGGCACUCGUUAAAGCUGCCGAAUAAACCACCCCGAACAUGCAACUGCCCAACGUUUGCGUGAGUACCCCAAUACUUCUGUUCUGUAGAUUCGUUUUCCUAAGGUGCAAAUUAAGUUACAUCUUCGAUGAACCGUCAAUUGCCGGAUUGGCUAUUGUUGCGGGAUUAAUAAAUUUGAAUUCAAAGUGGAGUAAACAAGCUUA